AUGUCUAGAGCCAACAGCUCCAGCCUGACCCCAGAAUUCUUUAUCCUCAAUGGUGUUCCUGGGCUGGAAGAUGCACAUGUCUGGAUCUCUCUGCCAUUCUGCUUCAUGUAUAUGAUUGCUGUGGUGGGGAACUGUGGGCUUAUCUACCUCAUUGGCCAUGAGGAGUCUCUGCACCGGCCCAUGUACUACUUUUUGGCCUUACUCUCCUUCACUGAUGUUACCUUGUGCACAACCACAGUGCCUAAUAUGCUGUGCAUAUUCUGGUUCAACUUCAAGAAGAUUGAGUUUAAUUCCUGCCUUGCCCAGAUGUUCUUUGUCCACAUGUUGACUGCAAUGGAGUCUGGUGUGCUCAUGCUCAUGGCCCUGGACCGGUAUGUGGCCAUCUGCUAUCCUCUUCGCUAUACCACCAUCCUCACCAACCCUGUGAUUGCCAAGGCUGGGCUUGCUACAUUCUUGAGAAGUGUCAUGCUCAUCUUUCCAUUCACUCUCCUCACCAAGCGCUUGCCCUAUUGCAGAGGCACCCUUAUCCCUCACACUUACUGUGAUCACAUGUCUGUGGCUAAGGUAUCCUGUGGCAAUGCCAAGGUCAAUGCAAUCUAUGGUCUCAUGGCUGCUCUGUUGAUUGGUGUGUUUGACAUUUGCUGUAUCUCUGUGUCUUACACUAUGAUACUGAGAGCUGUGGUGAGUCUGUCCUCUGCUGAUGCUCGUCACAAGGCCUUCAGCACCUGCACAUCUCACAUUUGUGCUAUUGUGAUCACUUAUGUGCCUGCAUUUUUUACCUUUUUCACUCAUCGUUUUGGAGGACACACUAUUCCCCACCACAUCCACAUCAUAGUGGCCAACCUCUACCUACUCCUGCCCCCUACCAUGAACCCAAUUGUUUAUGGAGUCAAGACCAAGCAGAUUCGGGAAAGUGUAAUCAAGUUUUUACUUGGAGAUAAAUUGGGCAUUAACUAA
Rattus norvegicus (Norway rat) is the source of this 957-nucleotide messenger RNA. It is a transcript of the gene Or52n2, whose product is annotated as olfactory receptor family 52 subfamily N member 2. NCBI's taxonomy places the organism in Eukaryota, Metazoa, Chordata, Mammalia, Rodentia, Muridae. Gene Ontology annotation, molecular function: olfactory receptor activity; G protein-coupled receptor activity. Gene Ontology annotation, biological process: nervous system process; detection of chemical stimulus involved in sensory perception of smell; signal transduction. Bases 1 to 957 code for a protein of 318 amino acids. The transcript has a single exon. The record is from RefSeq and is marked reviewed. Gene Ontology annotation, cellular component: membrane; plasma membrane.